GGGGCCGUCUUCGGGACUCGCGGUGAGGCGGAAGUGUGGUCGCCGGGGAAGGGGGUUGGUGUUCACGCCUCUGCGGCCCGCGGGGUCCCCGGGCCCGGCUCCGCGGGGUCCUGGGUCCUCCUUGUCCCUGCGGCCGCUGCCCAGCUCCGCAACCCCGGCUCGGCGGGUUCCUGCGUGUCGCGGAUUGGGACUCCGGAUCUGCUCUUGUGUCCUCCACCGCCAGCCCCAGUGUUUGAAAUUUCCAGCGUCGCUGCCGAGGUCCCUUUCUUUAAAACCGCUGAUGACAGACAGCCAGCCAGCCUAACUUGUGCUUCUUCAAAACCUGCUUGCUGCUGAGUCUACAGCUAAGAGAUCAGCGACCAGAACAUUUCACUCACCCAUGGAAACUCAGGCUGACCUUGCAGCUCAGGAACCUCGGCCCCUGCUAGAGAGUGCUCUUUCCUCUUCAAAAGUCCCUUCCUUUCCUGACAAGGACAGCCUGGGGCACGAGAUGUUGGCUGCUGCACUUCUGAAGGCCAAGUCCCAGGAGUUGGUAACAUUUGAGGAUGUAGCUGUGUACUUCAUCUGGAAAGAGUGGAAGCGUCUGGAACCUGCACAGAGGAACCUCUACAGGGAUGUGAUGCUGGAGAACUAUGGGAAUGUGUUCUCACUGGAUGGUGAGUCCAAAACUGGAAAUGACCAAGUACUCUCCGAAGGCCUGGGGUCACGUGAGGUGAUACUGGGACGAUUGCAAACGGAUGUUUCUCAGGGUCUUAAGUUUGAAGAAGCCUAUGAGCAAGAAGUCAGUCUGAAGAGACAGCUAGGGAACUCCUCUGUUGGAAGACUGAAUAGGAAAAUACAGGAGUUUCACCAAAUGACAGUUGAGGAAAAGCUCACCCGUAUGGGACAAAGAAAUGAGAAGUAUAAUGAGUUUGGGAACAGUUUCACCAUGAAUUCCAAACUUAUUUCACAUCAGAGAUUUCCCAUGGGAGACAGACCCCAUAAGUGUGAUGAAUGUAGCAAGAGUUUUAAUCGAACUUCAGACCUUAUUCAACAUCAGAGAAUUCAUACUGGGGAAAAACCAUACGAAUGUAGUGAAUGUGGAAAGGCCUUCAGCCAGAGCGCACAUCUUAUUCAGCACCAGAGAAUCCACACUGGAGAGAAGCCCUAUGAAUGUAAGGAUUGUGGGAAGACCUUCAGUUGUAGCUCUGCUCUCAUCCUACACCAGAGAAUCCACACUGGGGAGAAACCUUAUGAAUGUAACGAAUGUGGAAAAACAUUUAGCUGGAGCUCCACUCUUACUCACCAUCAGAGAAUCCACACUGGCGAGAAGCCCUAUGCUUGCAACGAAUGUGGGAAGGCUUUCAGUAGGAGCUCCACCCUUAUUCAUCAUCAGAGAAUCCACACUGGAGAGAAACCCUAUGAAUGUAAUGAGUGUGGGAAAGCCUUCAGCCAGAGCUCACACCUCUAUCAGCACCAGAGAAUCCACACUGGAGAGAAGCCCUAUGAAUGUAUGGAAUGUGGAGGGAAGUUUACCUACAGUUCAGGCCUUAUUCAGCAUCAAAGAAUCCACACAGGGGAAAAUCCCUAUGAAUGUAGUGAGUGUGGGAAAGCCUUCAGGUAUAGCUCAGCUCUUGUUCGCCAUCAGAGGAUUCACACUGGAGAGAAGCCUUUGAAUGUAAUGGGUGUAAGCAGAAAUUCCGGAGUUUCUGCUGAAUUAAACAUCAGAGAGUCCACAUGAGAGAGCCAUAUGCCAUUUUCCCCACUCCCUGAGUCUAAGGAGCUCUUGCCUUACUUUAUAAAUAGGGCCGAUUUAAAAUGUGUUCCACCUCCAACCUUUCACUCAGAGAGUGGGGCAGAUUGGGAAAAACAUCCUGGCACAGCGAUCAGCAGGAUUUCCCAGGAAUGGACACCAGUCUUGAAAAAUUGUGAGGCAAGUAGCAAAUUAAGCACUGGGAAAAGAAGGAAGCUUGGGGACCAGUCUCCCCUUUUUGGGAAGGGGUUUGCACUAAACCAAUUUUCUCACACCAAAAGAGCCUUUCUUUCCAAGGUGGGGAUGGAAGCUUCUUAGCAACAAAAUUCCAAGGGUUCCACUACUUGGAGUCAGUCUGGUAAGCACAACAGGCAGAGGGAAGAAUAUUCUGGGUCAUCCUAAGUUCUGGGGAGGGAAACAAGCUGUAUUUCUUUCUUUCUUUUUUGAGACAGGUCUCACUAUGUAGCCCUGGCUGUUCUUGAACUCACUGUGUAGACCAGGCAGGCCUUGAACUCAGAGAGACCUACAUGCUUUUGCCUCCUAAGUGCUGGGAUUAAAGGCGUAUUCAACCAUGCCAGGCCCCCAGAGGCUGCAUUUCAGAGCCAUUCUUCUUAAUCCAGCUUUAAGAUUGGACAAGGAAUAUGCUGCUUUGGCAUAUGAAUCAUGAAUUCAGGAAACUUGGUGCUGAUGGGUUCAUUUUAUUGGGGGGGGGGUACCCCAGCCAGGGUUUCUGUAGUGACUAUCCUCGGAGCUCUUGGAGCAGUUUUUAAGAGCAGUCUGGCAAUACUGUAGGCAGACCCCACAUCCUCCCUUGUAACAGGACUGACUGGAAAUCUCAUUGGAGCAGUAAAUAACCUGAGGUAGAUCAGAAGCAUUUACUACUGGCCUGACUCCUGUCCUCUCUUCUUCCUGUUCCUGUGGUAAAAGGUUAUAUGAUAUCAACCUCUAGUUAUUAAGGAUGCUGUCAGGGAACUCACCUACCCAGCUUGUCCUACCCUCACCUCUAACAUCUGGCCCCAGCAGCUGGACCUCUCUGGAGUACAUCUGACUUCAGCUACUUCGGAGUACAUAAACAGUAAAGCCAGAGAGGCACUGAGGCCCAAGCUUGGCAGCUGGGCUCCUUGCUGGGUACGGGUGGUGCUCCAACCAACAGAUGACUUUCCAUAUUUCUCCAACCCUGCUCAUCCUGUAGCUUAAAUGAAAUGCACUGUUAAACAGAAUAGUUUUUUCAGAAGGGGAGAUGUAUUGGGCAUUUGUAUAGGAAUCAAAGUUUUGUCAGUUAAAACAGCACAGUAACUAUAAAUGGAAUCCAAAAGUAUACUCUGAAAUUUGUCUUUGAUAACCAUUUUUGCGUCACAAAUGUGAGGCUUUCCUGUCCCACACAGCCCUCUCAAACUCUUGCAGACAUUACUGCAGAUUGUAUAAACAUGUGCAGCUACUCCCACUUUCAUACCAAAUUAGAAUUUUAUAGGCUGUAGAUCAUUUUGUGUGGUAGACAGAUGACGAAAACUAAAAAGGUGUGUUUGGCUCUUUUGUAGCAAUGGGCAUAUCUCUCUGUUUCGGUUUGGUGUUGGUAGGGUAUUAUGGCCAUGGAGAAUGGUAGGCUUGGAAUGAGAUGAAGAGGUUAACAUUAAGAUGGCUGUGAACGCCCUGCACUUACAAGGGAGAGGCAGGAGGAUCUCUGUGAGUUCAAGGACAACCUGGUCUACAGAGCUAGUUCUAGGAUAGCCAGCGUUACACAAAGAAACCCUGUCUUGAAAAACCAAAAAACAAACAAAAAUGGCCAUGAACUCACUUUUUUUUUUGGUAGAGUAUGGUAAUGGAUCAUCUAUUAUGUGUCUUUAAUUUCACAAAUUUUUGGAACUGAUCAUUUUUGGCUCCUUUAACACUUAUUGCCAGGCCUGAUGGUUCAAGCCUCUAAUCUCAGCUACUUGAGAGGCUGAUAGAGGAGGAUCACAAGUUCCAGGCCUGCCUGCACUAUGAAGUGAGUUUAAGGCCAGCUUGGACAAGUUAGUAAGGAGUCUAUUCCAUUGUUUGUCUUUCUAAUUACUGGAAAUUAAGCUGAGCCUCAUCAGUUAUACAACUGGCUUCUAGUUCUGCCUUUUCUUUUUUUUUUUUUUUUUUUUUUUUUGGUUUUUCGAGACAGGGUUUCUCUGUGUAGCUUUGCGCCUUUCCUGGAACUCGCUUUGGAGACCAGGCUGGCCUCGAACUCACAGAGAUCCGCCUGGCUCUGCCUCCCGAGUGCUGGGAUUAAAGGCGUGCGCCACCACCGCCCGGCUAGUUCUGCCUUUUCAAGCAGCACACACUUCUUUAUCAAAUAAAACUUUGAAGAACAUUUUUUUCUUUCUUUCUUUUUUUGAGACAUGGUUUCUCUGUGUAACCCUGUCUGUCUGGGAACUCGCUCUGUAGACCAGGCUGGCCUCAAACUCACAGAGAUCUGUCUGCUUCUGCCUGCUGAGUGAUUGGGUUAAAGGUGUGCUUAAAGAACAUUUUCAUUCUGCAAAAGAAGUUGUUUUAUUCACCUCUGCUGGGGAUCAUAUCCAGCAUUUCUUUUGUGCUGGGUAAGAACUAAGUACCUCAGCCUAGAAUUUUUUUUUUUUUUUUUGCAUUCAUUUUUGGUAUGUGUUCAUGCAUGCAUACAUGUGCCAUGGAAUGCACGUGGAGGUCAGAAGCCAACUUGCAGGAGUUGGUUCUCUUGCAGUGUGGGUCCCAGGGAUGAAGUCAAGGUCACCAGGCCUGACAAGGGCAAGUGCCAUUACCUGUGGAGCCAUCUCUCUGACCGAGGAAUUUUUACUUUAUUUACUUUUGUGGUUUAUUUUUGACUCAGGACUGACCUUGAACUGAUCCUCCUGUGUCUACCUCCCAAAUGCUGGAAUUACAAGCAUAUGCUGCCUUUCAUCUCCAGUGACAUCUCUGAGAUCCAAUUCAAAUGAUUCUGGGAAAGUAUGUUAUGUAAUAAAGUUUCUAACUGA
Molecule: messenger RNA, 4704 nt
Organism: Peromyscus californicus insignis
Lineage: Eukaryota; Metazoa; Chordata; Mammalia; Rodentia; Cricetidae
Gene: Znf3
Product: zinc finger protein 3
Exons: 5
Coding region: 380-1720 (446 amino acids)
Biological process (GO): central nervous system development; regulation of transcription by RNA polymerase II
Cellular component (GO): nucleus
Molecular function (GO): DNA-binding transcription factor activity, RNA polymerase II-specific; RNA polymerase II cis-regulatory region sequence-specific DNA binding
Source: RefSeq, a predicted model, not a curated record